Messenger RNA from Fomitopsis serialis, 930 nucleotides. RefSeq lists its product as uncharacterized. The annotation marks the transcript as partial. The record is from RefSeq and is a predicted model, not a curated record. NCBI's taxonomy places the organism in Eukaryota, Fungi, Basidiomycota, Agaricomycetes, Polyporales, Fomitopsidaceae. The transcript has 6 exons.
GUUUGCUCCCUCCUCCGAUCUCGAUGUCCAGCAAACUCAACUCUGACGGCGUACAUAUUGUACCUCGCACUAACUGAACAUCAAUGGAUUCCUCUCCGGAUCCUCCUCCUCCCUCCAAAUCGUGAGCUACUCCACCACUAGGCGACUCACCCAGGUAUCCACUGCAACCCGCGAUGCUCCGCAGCCUACAGACCUACACCCGGGGACCCGAAAGCCACAGAUGAGGCGAAACAUGCGACGCGAGAGAGAUUUUACUGUAGCUCAGAGCUGGAAACAGGGUACCGUCAGAGGCUCGGAGGACCCGUCGUUCGGUUCGAUCGUCUGGACGCGUUCUCGGGCUACGCAGCGCCCUCACCGCAGUUCAAGGCAGCCAGCCCGCACAUCGGCAUCAGGUGUUUGGCCGUACGUAGGAACAGCAGCACCGAGGGGACCUGAACACCCGCGACGCUCCCAGGCAGCCCGGUCGGCGACCCCCAAUGGGAGGAUCAGCGCGAAGGGUACUCCCGUAGAUGUGAGGAGGUACUCAAUCAGCAUACCGUCGUCGAAGACCAAUGUUGCGAGCCAGAGAGGACUCGGACGCCACCGAGGCGCCGAUCCGGUUGAUGAGGCUUCACAUGUACCGCUCCGGCAACGUGAACGGAGCUGCUUGAAAGCGACCAGCUGUGCGCAGCGAGUUUGGCUAUACGACGAGGUCCGUGUGCUCAAACACGAGUCGUGUGGCCCGCAGACGAGCGGUAGUCCGAGCCGCUUUGCCUUCGGGAUAUCCCUCUUGACAGUGUACGGGACGCGGUCCCUUGUCUUUUCAUCGACUUUCCUAGCGAAUGUUCCGACCCUUCUCGCGUAGACAGGGUCAUACAUUGCCCCAUCGAGGUCAAUCGUGAGUCCCAACACUGGUUACGGAUAAUGUAGGUGAGAGCCUGCUGGUGAACG